CCACUUCCACCCGUCAACGCCUUGCUCAACAUCGAGCUCACUCACUCAAUCCUUUACCAUCGCAUCUCCUUCAUUACCAUUCAUAUCUCCCCUUAGGUCAUGGCAACAGACUUCUGGGCAAGCUCGCACUACAAACGGUGGAUCGUCGACCGCGAUACCCUCCGACAGGCGCGCGCCGAGGACCUCGCAUACGUCGACGAUGCGACGUACAUCGACUUUUUCAAUGUUUUCUUUGCCAACGUGAUCAUGAAGCUCGGCAAGCGUCUCAACCUGCGACAGCGUGUCAUUGCGACUGCGACAGUGUUCUUCAAGCGGUUCUACCUCAAGAACGCGCUGUGCGAGACCGACCCGUUUACUGUCAUCGCUGCGUGCUGCUACGUCGCUGCCAAGGCCGAGGAGUCGCCCGUGCAUAUCAAGAAUGUGGUUUCGGAAGCUAGAAUGUUGUUUUCUCAGCCGCCGUACGGUCUCAAGUACUUCGCGUCGGACAACUCAAAGCUCGCAGAGAUGGAGUUCUACCUAGUUGGGGACCUCGAAUGCGACCUGACUGUGUUCCACCCGUACCGUACCCUCGCAGCGCUGUGCCGCAAGGCGCCGCCCGAGGCCGUCGGGACGGAGGCGGGUGAGUUGGGCGAACUAGGUGUGGGAAUCGUGGACGGGCCCAGGUUCUGGGGCGCGGGCCCCGGGGACUGGCAGCUGGAGCUGGGGGAGGGGGCAUUGCAACUUGCUUGGUCGGUCAUCAACGAUACUUAUCGGUCGGACCUCCCGCUGCUCUACCCGCCGCAUCUGCUCGCCAUCGCUGCCUUAUAUCUCGCACUCGUUCUUGAUGGACCUACUCGUGAGCGCAUCGAAGCUCAGGCUUCUCAGCCCCAGGAUGCAACACAUGGAGAUUCUACACCGCGUCGCUCGUCCCGGCAGGCGAGACAAACAUCAGUGCACACCCUCUCUCAGUCCGACGAGAACCAGGAAUCACCGUCCCCAAUCGAGUUCUUUGCCAAUCUAAACGUGAGCAUGCCGCUCAUCACGACUAUAGCGCAGGAGAUGCUGGUGCUGUACAAGCGCAUGGAGCGCUAUCGCGACGACGCCGUCGCCGUUCCCGCCGUCUCCGCUUCGGUCCCCGUCGCCAGCGCGGGUAUGGCCCCCGGUGGCAUGAACAUGGGCAUAGGCGGCGCUGGAGGAAUAGGUAUGAACGUGAGCAUGGGCAUGAACAUGAGCGGGUCUGCCGCGUUCUACAUGGCUUCCCAGGCAGCACAGCAGGCUCAGUCCCAUGGCUCGCCCUUUGGAAGCGGAGGCGGGCGGCGCGGUGUCUCGGGAAGUGAUAGUCGAGCGGGGAGUCGGUUGGGUACGCCUGCUGGGACGCCCGAUGUUUCUGGGACGGGCGUCGGUGUGGGAAUGGGUGGCGGCGGCGGGGUGAGCUCGAUUGUGAGGGAGGGAGUUGUUACGGCGGGAAUGCUGAUGCAGGUGCUGAUGCGCAUGCGGGAGAGCCGGCUGAGCGAUAUGGCGCAUCCGCCGACUGGGCGGCCUGUCGCGGUGAACAAGAUGCUGGAGAGGACGCUUGCUGUUGGGUAGACAUUUGUAGCCAUAUGCGUAGUGG
Molecule: messenger RNA, 1591 nt
Organism: Coniophora puteana RWD-64-598 SS2
Lineage: Eukaryota; Fungi; Basidiomycota; Agaricomycetes; Boletales; Coniophoraceae
Product: cyclin-like protein
Exons: 5
Coding region: 100-1566 (488 amino acids)
Biological process (GO): positive regulation of transcription by RNA polymerase II
Cellular component (GO): nucleus; mediator complex
Molecular function (GO): cyclin-dependent protein serine/threonine kinase regulator activity
Source: RefSeq, a predicted model, not a curated record